Cicer arietinum (chickpea) is the source of this 3566-nucleotide messenger RNA. Lineage: Eukaryota; Viridiplantae; Streptophyta; Magnoliopsida; Fabales; Fabaceae. The record is from RefSeq and is a predicted model, not a curated record.
GUGUAGUGUAUAUGUAUCGGCGAACGCCGCAGAACACAGAACAAAGCAACACAAGACAAGCCUUGUUAAUUAAUUAAAAAAAAAAAAAUAGGGUCGUGAGGUUUAGGGAAAAACCCUCACUAUGAUAGUUUCACAAAUUUGCUGCAAUGGAGGAAGAUGAUAAAUCAAAUAAACAGUCUCAAUCCCCAAUGGCUUUCCCUCCUUACCGUCGAUCUCACUUCCGUAGUCAAACUUACCAUACCCUUGUCCGUAUCCUAUCCCACCUCCCUCCUUCAACUAUUCCAACUCAAUCACUCAAUGUUCCUGAUAAUGACAUUGGUGGAUUGGGGCUAGAAAACAAGGAAAAGGAGCCCGCGAGCUCUGAGAUAAAUGUUGGUUCGAAUGUUAUGGAUCCCAAGGGUUCUGUAUCCAUGAAUGAAACACAUGAUGUCCAUGAGACCGUUGAAAGUGUUGAAGACAUGAUCAAGAAUUUUAGUGUCCAUGAUAUGAUCCUAGAUGAUAUAGAGUUUCUGAUGGAAAGAGAUGAACCGUCUGAGCAAAUAAAUGGUUUUCAUUCGGAACAGACACUAAUGAACGAGUUGGAGCUGGUUGUGAAAGAGACCGGAGAUCCUGUUCGUGGUAAUGGUUUAAUCCUGUUGAACUCGGGAUUAAAAGAGAAACAGAAUAGUGGUAGUGAAGUUGAUUUGAUGGAUUACCAAGUAGAGCAUGUUGAACUUCUGCAUUCUGGUACUAGCACAUCUGGAAGUGUAAGGGAGCUGCAAUCGCAAGUACCGGGAGAGUUUAAUCAACUUGCCUCAGAAGAAUGUCUUGUGUCCGGAUCAACAAAGGGACAAGCUUCUGCUUCAGUAAUUAGUACAUCGAGUUUAAAGAACAAAACUCAACAAAAGGAAACCGAAUUGGUGAAACCAGUUUGUUCCGUAGUAGGCUCUCUUUCUACUAUUCAAGAAGGUGAUUUUGAGAAGGAAGAACAAAAUGGUCAUAAGCUUGCUGAACCAACUCAUAUUUCUUUAGAUCUGGAUAAGAACAUUGAAGCAUCAAAUAUGACUGAAGAUGGUGGAUUAUUGGAUUCUACAGUAAUAAAAGAUAAAUCCGUAACACAGAGUGGAGAGAAAUCAGAGAAGAUAAUUUCUGUGAACAAUGAAACUCAUGAUUCCAAUAUUCUGAUUGAAGAAGGAGGUCUAGAAGAGGGAGAAAUUUCUGGAGACUUUGAAAUGGAUGGAAACACAUUUGAUGUGUCUUCUGCAGAUGCUACAGUUGCAGAACAGAUGAAAGUGGAUGAGGUUCAAUUAGCAAUCUCCAGGGAAGACAGACACGUAGGAAGUAAAGUUAUCAAUGACAUACCAACAACUUUAACCCAAAAUCAAGUCUUGCACAAUGGAUUCUUGGAAGAAACUGCUACCAAAGAUCGUGAGAACUCGUCUCCAGUACAGCAGAUAAUUGAUGCUAGCAAAAAGAAAAGAAGUGGUCCUGACUCUAAGAAGCAGAAAAACAAUAAGGAGGUGGUUGAUACUAGUAGAAAGCGAAAAUGUGAAUCUGAUUUUGAGAAGAAGGAAGAUAUAAAGAAGCAGAUGGUUGACUCCAGUAGAAGUAAACGUGGUCCUGGUUCUAAGGAGAAGAAAACUAAAAAGAGGAAGAAAUAUCGAAAAAACAGAGCAGAAAAGAACAGAGAACUAGGCGUUAAAAGAUUGAAGUUGAUUCCAGUACAGAAACCAAAAACAAUCCAAUAUUGUCGCCAUUAUAUGAAUGGAAGGUGCCAUGAGGGUGACAAGUGCAAUUUCUCACACGAUACCGUUCCUUCAACAAAGUCCACGCCAUGCACUCACUUUGCUCGCCACUCUUGCAUGAAAGGGGAUGAUUGCCCAUUUGAUCAUAAUCUCUCCAAGUAUCCUUGUUCCAAUUUUUUGUCUAAAGGCUCUUGUUAUAGAGGUGAUGCUUGUUUGUUUUCACACCAGGUACCGAUCAACCAAGAUAUACCUACGCCUUCAAAUGCUUGCAAACCAGAGUUGAAGUCUCCGCUUCCGUUAGGACAUACAAAUUUCAGUACGCCAUUGAACAAUCAUGGCUGUAAUUCUGUCCAGCAAAAUCGCUUCACCAAUUCUAAGGGAGUCGAUUCUCAAAUCAAUGCAGAACAUAAGGUGACAGACACUUCACAGAAACAGCCUACCUCAGCACCCAAAGGAAUUAGGUUCAUAAAUGUUGCUAACUUAUCACCGAGCCUUAGUACGCCAAAACAAGACACGGUAACACCAAGCAAGGGAAGUCUUGUCCGCAAUGGAACAUGUACAGAUAAAGGUCAAAAUAUUCCGGAAAUUCCUAAGAAAUUGCCGUCUGUCACACCUAAGGGAAUUAACUUUCUUUCUUUCGGCAAAAGUUCCGUUUGCAGUUUUAAAAGUUCUAUCGGCUCCCAUGUAAAUAAGGAAAAUGGUAUCAAGUUGCCUCAAUCAGUCAAUUUUGGUUUGCCUGAACAUUCAAUUUCAUUUCUGAAUAAGGAUGAUUAUGGCAAAGUUAGUGACAGAACAGCACAAAAUUUACCACAAACUGCUCUAUUCCCACCUGAGAUUUUAGACAAAAACCAAUCCAUGGCAGAAAUAAUGAAAUCGAAAUUUCUAGGGAAAGAUUCAACAGAUGAUUCCGCAAGGGAUCGCGGCCAUUGGAAAUCAGUUCAAGAGGUAAAAAAAGCAUCUGAGAACUCUCAGGCUUCAACUGUGACCUCAGCUAUGCUUCUGGCGCGUCCAGUUGUCUCACAUCAGUCUUCAGAAUGCCAAAGGGCGCUCUUAUCAACUUUAGCUUUUGCAACGGAGCAUGAAUCAGAUAUAAAGAUGAAAUGCCCUACCGGUGCUUCACCUGUAUGAUCAGAGGAAAAAAAAGUAAAACAGUUGUAGCUCAGUGUCCGAAAGAGUAGCAUUGCUAAAAUUGGUUUCAAUCCAUUCUUGGUGAUUUGAAUCAAGGCACUUCCCUGCUUAUAAUGGAUGAUAACUAGAAAGGGAGGUGUUUAGUUUGCAAUGUUUCUAUUUCUCUCACUGUAUGAUUGCAGGUCAUGCACUCAUGCUGUUCUUUACGACAACAAUUUUGGGAAGGUUUUCUCCAUCUACCUGUCAAUACAGCGAUCACUGCAGUAUUCUUGCUUCUGGAAGUGACUUGAAUUUUGAAGUGGCUAAUUGAUUUUAAAUUUUUGGUUCUAUCAUCCAUGUACAUAUCAAACUUGGUCUUUUGUUGCUUCUGCAGGUGUAUAUUUAUAUUUAACCCAGCGAUAGAAAUCUCUGAUUUCCGAAAAUUUUUGGAAGAAUUUCUGAAUGAUUUGUUUGGAGCAAUAUACGGCUGAAUGAUUUUUGCUGCAUCACCUUAAUGUAAAUUUUGAUUAUAUAUUACAAUAAUUAAGGAUCAGUUCCUGAAAUUUGAUAUAUCUUGUGAUUUUUUGCUGCAUCACCUUAAUGCAAAAGUUAUAGUCGAAAUAGUUUACUUUUCAUGCACUAUCAGUGUAAAAAGUUUUGCAUUGUUUGCACAUCACAAUCAAUUAUGUGAAAAUACUUUUAGAAGUAGUUAAAGUUAAAGUAAAAUGUUUUUAA